Molecule: messenger RNA, 2484 nt
Organism: Heterostelium album PN500
Lineage: Eukaryota; Evosea; Eumycetozoa; Acytosteliales; Acytosteliaceae
Gene: strn
Product: striatin
Exons: 3
Coding region: 1-2484 (827 amino acids)
Molecular function (GO): protein binding
Source: RefSeq, a predicted model, not a curated record
AUGAGUUACUCAUAUCAAAUGAUGAUGGGUGCAGGUGGAGGUGCAGAUGACAACGAACUUCAACAACAACAGAAUGCACCUCAAUAUACAAUGCCAAAGAUACUUGAUUAUCUUCAAUCGGAGUGGUUCAAAUAUGAAAUCGAUAGAGCACAUUGGGUAUCAGAGAAAUCAGAUUUAAUGGCAACAAUAACAAGAUUGGAAGCAGAGAAAAAGACACAAGAACAACUAAGAAAUGAUUUAUUUAGAAGAAUAAAGAUGUUAGAGUAUGCACUACAGCAAGAGAGAGCAAAGAAUCAACCAAAUAUCUUGAAUAGCAAUAGUAAUAAUAAUAAUAAUAUAGAAAAAGAUGUAAAUGAUCAUAUAACUACAACGACUACAACUACAACUACAACAUCAUCAUCACAACCAAGAAGCUAUGGAAAGAAAUCAAGCAAAGUCAGUAUAACUAGAAAUCUAAUCAAGAAGUAUCUUAGAGAGAUGAAUUACAACGAUAUCUUGGUUUCGAAACCAGAUUUGAACAGCUAUGAUGUUGCUGCUGUCGACAAUGACAAUAUACAGGAUGAUAAACAAACUACCAUUCUAAACUUACCAGAGUUAAAGAAACAACAACAUCAACAACAACAACAACAAUCAAAUAAUAAUAGUCAACAAUUACAACAACAAUUACAGCAACAAUUAAAUAAUAAUAGUAAUAAUAAUAGUAAUAAUAAUGAUAGUCAAUAUAGUAUGACAUCUUCUAUCAAUGAUCUUGAGUCAUCAUCGAUUCAACAACAACCAAAUCAACAACAACAACAGCAACAACAAGUAUAUCCAGAUCAAUUGUUAACAUCGUCGAUGGGAGAAGGCUAUUCUCUGUCCGAUCUGACAAAUUCACUCGAUUCUUUAUCGAGUGCAUUAGGAUCACUUGACAGUCUAUCGAAUGGUGGUUCAGCAGGUGGAACCUUUGACUUUUCAACCCUCGAUAACCUUGAUUCUCUGAAAGAGAAUAUUGACCAACAACAACAACAGAGUAGUAUCAAUAAUAAUGGUAAUGAUUUAACAUCAUCUGUAAUCGAUCUUUCACAUCAUGAGAAUGGUGGAUCUUCAUCAUCAUUCAACACAGUCGUUUCACAAAAUAAUCGACAAACAACAGCAACAACAACAACACCACCUGAUGAACCUUCAUACGACGAAUCCGCAUUCAAUGAAGAGUUUUUCAAUAAAUUAUCUUCAAAUUCCAAGGGUAGAAUGAAGUUGAAGGGAUUGACAAAUCUAAAAUCGUCAAUGUCCGACGACUCUGGAACAAGUAGCAUCGGUAGAAGUGGAAUAUCAUCUUCAAAGACUGGCGCAACCAAUAGGAGCAGCAGUAGUAGUAUCACACCGGUUGGAAGUCUCGGUAAGAAGAAAGGACUGGCAGCGGAACUUAUGGGUCUUGGUGCUGGCGACCUCAACGACAUCAAGCUGGAGGACAACAGCAAGAUAGCCAGUGACUCUGCCGCGCCAAGAGUAUGGCGAUAUAAACACACGCUCAAAUCACACUUUGACGGUGUACGCUCACUCCAGUUCCACGACACCGAACCACUCUUGAUAUCAGCAUCGGAGGACAGCACCAUCAAACUUUGGAAUCUCAACCAGCUCGCGCCCAGCAGCAACACCUCGAAAAAGUCGACUGGCGACGUCGAGCCAAUCUACACAUUCCGUGGCCAUACCGGUCCGGUCUACACUACGGCGCUCUCCUCGGAUUCAUCGAAGCUCUACUCUGCCGGUUAUGACAUGGUCAUCAAGAGUUGGACUAUUCCCUCGGCCGAUACCGACCCGUACCACACACACGGCGAUCUCCAGGCGUUCCUCGACUGCGAGUAUGCCGGCCACACCGAUGGCGUCUGGGAUCUUCUCGCCGCCACCAACGAUCGCUUGAUAUCGGCAUCGGCCGACGCCACCGUUCGUAUCUGGGACGACAACGGCAAUGAAAUCGGCCAAUUCCAACACCCCACCGACUCGACAUGUAUCCCAACGACGCUCUCACUCAUUCCGACCGACUACAAUCGUAUUCUCAUCGGUUAUGUCGACGGAACUGUAUUAUUAUAUGAUUUAAGCACUGGACAACAUAUUUCUACAUUGUCAUCAAACAACAACAGUAGCGACUCGAGAAACCAUCAAAUCAACAAGGUGGUUUCCCACUCAAUGCUACCACUUGCAAUAACCGGUACCGAAGAUAACAAGAUCGAGUUCUGGGAUCUCCAGAGUUGUCAGCCAAUUCACUCGAUGGUUGCACACUCUGAUGCCGUAUCAUCACUCACCAUCGAUCCAUCGGGACUGUACAUAGCGAGUAGUUCACACGAUUCCACCAUUCGUUUCUGGGACAUCUCAUCAAAGACCUGUAUUCAAGACCUCCAAUCACAUCGUCCUAAAUUCGACGAAUCCAUACACUCCAUCAAGUAUCACCCAACCAAAGGUUAUUUCGCAUCGGGUGGUGCAGACUCAGUAAUUAGAAUACACCAAUAA